Eupeodes corollae is the source of this 6043-nucleotide messenger RNA. RefSeq lists its product as uncharacterized. The transcript has 14 exons. Gene Ontology annotation, molecular function: protein binding. The record is from RefSeq and is a predicted model, not a curated record. Bases 55 to 5346 code for a protein of 1763 amino acids. NCBI's taxonomy places the organism in Eukaryota, Metazoa, Arthropoda, Insecta, Diptera, Syrphidae.
AGAUCACACACUUUGACAUCGUUCGAUGAGGCAUCUCUUCGUUCGUCUGGAAGGAUGAAGGGAGCCAGAAGUCAAGAACGUCUCAUCGGUGGAAAGAAGCCCAUCAUAAACACGGGACCGAUUUAUGAGCCAGCUCAGCAUCAAACUGCAUUUGUAACCAGAACUUCCCAUCAUCACAUCAUUCCCCAUCAGCAUCAGCACACCCAAAUAAUUCAACAGCCGGCUUAUCAUAUUCACCACCCGAACAUACUGGUUCCAAUGCAUCAGCAUGAACUGGUAGCUCAGCACCCAACCAAUGAGGAACUAAUAUCAAUGAUGCAGGUAAAUCGAGGGGCUGUUGCAGAUAUGGGUGCUGCUGCAAACAUGAGUGGAAUAGUUCCACAAAAGUCUCCAUCGGCUGCAGAAGUUAUUCUUGUGGAGAAAAUCAAGCGGAAUGCAAUGAAGACUCAGGCCACACAAACCGAGGGUUAUGCCGCAGCCAAGAAGGAAGGAGUCCCCUACAAUUUGGCCCUAAGUCCUCGAACUGUACACAGGGUUAAGGUUGUGUCCCAAGGAGCACAAACGAAUGGCAUUUUAAACGGAAGAAAACUAACAAAGAGCUAUUCCGAAUUGAAUAAUGGUCGAACAGCAAGUGCUCAAUCCAAUGACUAUCUAUCAGCUGACAAAAACAAAAUACAAAUUGAUCACGAGCAAUUACAUCGGACUCAAUCUGAAGAGCCUCCUCGAUCGCCAUCGAUGACACUGCAAAAUAACAUUGGUGAAGACCAAACUACCAUUAAGUACUACGAACCACCACCGCCAAUAAACAUAUCGUCCCAUUUGAAAACAGUUAACGCUAAUGACCUAUACAUGAGAGAUUUGCCAAGGAAGCAGUCUCAAGAAAGCGUUUACUCUUUCAGAGCUACAGACAACGAAUCAGCAUUGUCCAUGAGUAGUAGCAGACAUCAUCGGGUACCAGAAAACCAAGCUCAUCAAUCCCAACAUGUCUCUAGAUCUAGAUCGUCUUCGCAGAGCAUUCAUGCAUCGCAAUCGAUUUACGGUCCCGGCUAUGAGGGUUCUUCAAAUGCCGGCAGUGUAACUGACUACGAAGGACCAAAUUUUGAUUUUGAACGAAACAGUUUACCACGCCGAGCUUGUGGCCAACAUAGAUUAGAUGUUGAGUCCUAUACUCAUAGCUUGCCGCGCCGGGAUACAAUGCAAAAUCACGAAAGUUGCCGCCAUAUUACAGAAUGUCCAGAACUUCUCAGUGAAGGAGUUCGAGAAUACAGGGGAGAUGAUCUUUUGGAAAAACUCGAGAUCCAUCGUCAGUCAUGGAGCGAACAACGAAGGUCAUCAAUGACUGGCCAACGGGCAGAUGGAGCAUUUUCGAGAGACUCAUUGCGACGCAAGUCAAUGCCGUUACAGCCGUUCAUAAUACCGUUUCCUGGUGCUCCAACGUCAAUUGUUAGGACAAAGUCUUCCGAGCCAAGGCCAACACCGGUUGUAGUUAGUAAAAAGGAAGAACCCAAGCUGGAACUUGAAGAAGAAAAGGAAAUCUUUAUAGACUUCAAGCCCCAUGCCUCGCCAAAGCCAAGCCCGAAAAUAAAUAAAAAGAAACUCACUAAAACUUCAUCGGAUGGGGAGAUCCUCCUUGAACGAAGGCGAAAUCAAGAAGCCCAAAGAGAAAGCCAUCAUCCUCCGGCAUCAACCAAUCAUGUAUCAUCGAGCACAGCAGAAGAUGAUGAAAGCAGUGAUCACUUGUACCAGAAUCUUCCGAUAAAAAAAGAAAUCGUGGCUGAAAGAAAAUCAGUUCCAACUGUCCUGUCUCCACCACAAAGUACAAAAGAAACAAGCAAAAGGGACAUGUUUCGCAAGAGAUCAAUCAGUUUGGAGGACCCAAACACUACCAACGAUGCGAGACUGGCCAAGUCAGCUCCACCUUCGCCCUGCCUAGAGGAGCUUCUAGCUAAUACCUCAACUUAUCCAUCAUCGGAUUCUCUUGCCAACGAUCUUACAAGGGAUCAUUCUGAUGGGCUUUGGAAUGACUCACAAGUUACUGUUGUCACUGUAGAGCCCCGUGAGGAGAGUAGUGAGAAAGGUUCAACUUCACAUCUUUUGACACCGUCAUCAAAAAGGAAAAACUUGCUACUCCAGCACCAACAACGAAGUUCCAUAGACACUGACUUCAUUGAUUUUGAUGAUCAGAUGUCUGACCACAGUCCAACGUUCUUAGUUCCUCCAAAAUCUAUACCGAUGCAAUCCACGUCGAAAGGUGUGAAAGAUCCAACUAGCAACAGUUUGACUGUGCCGUUCUUGAAACAACCGUCACCGACGAUUGCCGUAACUCCAACUAAGCCCGUUCGGGCUGAGCAUAAGCUUCCAUCUCCAGUAAAUAUCAGGCGACUUUCAAGAACACUUUCUCCGGCUCCAGAUCCAAUUUACGUGUCAAAUAGAUUCCUAGACACAUCUAUUACGGUAACAAGUCAGAUGCCACCAGAGUACCACCUUUAUAGCCGCCGUGAUUCCUCGGUGAAGACCAACAACACCGACCUUUCUGAGUGUAGCACCAACACCGAUGAGUACAUCACGUGCACAGACACUUCAAGACGCACCCCAGGUAUAAAGACUCCACCAACUACAACAAGCUCGUCAUCAACCACACAAGUACCAGUUUCAGCUCAAAGCUCACAGACCGAAAGGACUCAUGAAGGUUCGUCUUUUGAGAGUGCUUCUUCGCUUUAUUCCACACGUGGAGAUGGUCUCUCUGAAGACGCCCCAACAAUUGAUGAACAACUUCCAGGAGCAAUGGGUCAAUCUCCAAUGUCUCCCAAAUCUGAGAUGGUGAAGCAGUCCCCAUCUCAUUCCAUUUGCAGUACUUCUUCGGGAAGCUACAACAUUGCCGGUGGACUAUCGACAACAAUCACGCCGGUUAAGGAAGAAAGUUCACCCAUCCCUAUAACAGUCUCACCUCCAAAAACUGUAACUAUUGCCCCUAGACAAGUUGGGCCACACUCUGCAAAGGCAGUUUCAGCAUCGUCGGGCAAGCAGGGUGCUCAAAUGUCAGCUAAAAAGAAGGCCGAAUCCGUUUCGGAUGAUGAACGCAGUGAAAAACGGUACUCAUCGUCUGGCUACUACGAAAGCCCCCCACACGAUGAAGAUCCUAAGCUUUCAAAACACCGACGUCAUCGAGUCGAAGAAGAUCGCCGUAGAAGGAAGACAUCGAUGAAGCUGGACAUCGAACGUGAGAACCUUCGAGCUCUAACCAGUCCCAUCAAAAAGACCGUUCUUUCGCCAAAAUCUGUAUCUCAGAUUUCGCCAGAAGGCCAGAUAGCAACGAACUCAAACGCCACCGCCAUCGAUGGUGCAAGUCCCAGUAAAAUGAAAAGGUUCCGUCCUAAAAUACGAAGACAAUUCCGCCGAUCAUCGAGGGACGAAUGCACCCCACGCAAACAGAAGGCCAUCAGUGUACCAGGACGUUGUUCGGACUACAAGCCGCCGCAGGAAGCAGCAACAGCCAGCAGUCCUCUGAAAUGUCAGAGCUCUAGCAAUCAGCUAAAAGCUAAAUCCAUUGAAUCGCUGCGGUCCGUUUCACCGGGCUCUGAUUCAGUUUUUUACAGCGAAGCUGAUGGAGGAGGAUUAAUUGAUCAGCAAGUACAUUGUUUACACUGUGGUAAAGAAGUUGAGAUUGUUAAUGCAUCUGGGUCACAGGAAUCCAUACCAGCUAUAGAGCAGGACGAUGAUGAACUGGACAUUGUAAAGCCGCCAGCUGAUUUUGCCGAUUCACCAGUUACAACGAAAACCUCACAACGUUUGUAUAAGAAAAUGGACAAACGGUUCCGUUCUGAAGAGAGACAUGGUGAUCGUGGAAGACACUACAAGAGCCGUCAGGAGAAUAUUAGAGCUAAGAGUGAAGAACGCGGUAAGGACAAUACCUCACAAAGUCCUCCUGUUUUACGACCAGCUGGUUCUAGUCCUUGCGUUUUGCCAAAUGAAACAGUCUCUGUGGAUAGAGAUCAAUGCAUUUAUCGUGGCAGUUAUGAUAAUAGUCGUUAUACACGAUUAACUGACAUUGAUGUGUGGAUUCAGUUGGAUCAUCAAACUUUUGACCGUCAACGGGAUCGCCGAGGAUCAACCGAAUCAGAGAAGAACUUUCAUUCAAAGUAUCAAGUUAUUCUUCAUAGAUUGGUGCAAAGAAGAUGCACUCUGGAAAUGUACCAUAGGCAGAAAACUAACUCAUUUAUUGACAGUCGGGGCAGAAUGUUAGAUCUUAUUUCAAAAACUUCUCCUCCGGAACCGUUUCGAAGGAAACUGGAAGAAGUUUUUAAAUUGAUGUUGGUAGUAUGGGCGCGAGAAGCUCAUGUGUUAUCUAGAUUAGGCUGCAAGACAAAUGAAAUUGAUAAAACUAUUAUUGUUAAAAGUGAUUCUGGAGAAUUUGGUUUCCGAAUACAUGGAUCGAAACCGGUUGUUGUUGCGGCUAUUGAACCAGACACGCCUGCAGAAAGUUCAGGUCUAGAAGUUGGUGAUAUUAUUAUUUCAGUGAAUGGAGUAUCGGUGUUGGACAAACAUCAUACAGAAGUCGUUAAAAUUGCCCAUGCAGGAUGUGAGACUCUGGAAUUGGAAGUGGCUCGAACGAUUGGAGUCCUGAUGAAUGAGAAACAAGAUUCGCCACGUCCUAUUAUUCAAAAAGGUUACCUAUGGCGACAGAGUGGACACGCGAAGGGAAUACCAAAUCCAAAGAAGUGGGUGAGAAGAUGGUUUUGCUUGAGACCGGAUCACUGUUUAUAUUAUUACAAGACUGAAGAUGAUACUCAACCUGUGGGAGCUAUUAUUUUGGCAAAACAUACUAUUGAACGUUGUGACACAAGUGCUGGAAAGCCUUUUGCUUUUAAGAUAGAAGCCGGCGAAGGUAUUCCAAUGUAUCUUGCAGCUGAUACAGAAGACAUUUUGACGCGUUGGAUAACGACUAUGAGGCAUUCAGCCACGCAAGCAGAUCCCUGGUUAGAUAUGAGCUCAAGGAAUUUAAAACUACCGCCUGGUGGAAUUGAUCGUCCUGAUUGUUUUGGUUACCUCAUGAAACUCGGUUCACGUUGGUGCGGUUGGUCCAAGAGAUAUUGUGUUCUCAAGGAUGCAUGCUUGUAUUUCUACCAAGAUGCUAAUAGUAAAGUUGCUUUUGGAAUGGCAUGCCUUCAAGGUUUUAAGGUUGCCUCAAUGUCAACUAAUUCAGCCGGUCGCAAGAAUUCAUUUGAAAUUAUCCCACCAGAGUCAAAACUUCGACACUAUUAUUUCAGUACUGAGUCAGAAAUGGAUAAGAAACGUUGGAUAUCAGCUUUGGAAUAUUCGAUAGAUCGAUGGAUAAAGACCGGGUAACUAGCGGUCAAGUCUAAUGCACACAAAAAGAAACGUCGCAGUAUCAGUAAGUCGAUUUACUGAUAGUAACCUAAGCCACAAGUCAGAAGCCACUAGCCAUAGACACAGAGACACAACAGUCGCAAAAUGAUGAAGUUUUUACAUGUUGUGUCACAUGUUACACUAGCUACGACGAAAUCAAGCUAUCCAUUUUAUUGUUCUCAUUUUUGUUUUUAAUUUGUAUUAUUAUUUUUUAUUUAUAUAAUAGAUGUGUGUAUUUUAAUAUUGUGAACAUAAAAUAAUGAACAAGCAUUGUACAAAGCGUUAAACACAAAUAAUUUUUCUUAAAGAAACAAAAUCACAUAUGAAUAUAUAAAAUGCCUAAAGUUAAAAAACAAAUAUUUUUACUAAAUAAAAAACACGUUAAAUCGAAUAUAUUAGAAACAAAUUAAAUAAAAAUUUAACAAAAUAAAAAAAAAGUUCUAAACAAAGGACCAAUUAUGGUCAAUAAAAAUAAUCCAGGAGGGUCCGUCCUUCGUCCUGGUAAACAAAAUGUCUUAUGCAAAAGUUUAUGUAUACAUUUAGUUAGUUAGAAAUUGUACAAUGUAUUUUUUAAUGCCUCGGUGUGUUAUUAUUAUUAUUAUAUUAGUAUAAAUGUUUAACUAAGUUAUAUAGAGAAAAAGAAACGAAAUAAAAACUGUUCAAAAAAUUCUUUAAA